CACCCGGGCCGCCUCGUCGUGGGCCUGUUGGCCGCGUGGAGGCCGCUGUUCCGGGGCCGGCUCCUGCUGGUCACCAAUACUCUGGGCUGCGGGACGCUGAUGGCGGCGGGGGACGGGGUGCGCCAAACCUGGGAGCGAAGGCUGGCCGAGGACCCCUCCGGGCCGGCACGACCGAUCGACCUGCGCUGCACCGCACGGAUGUUUGCCAUGGGCUGUAGCAUGGGCCCCUUCCUGCACUACGGGUACCAGUGGCUGGACAAACUCUUCCCCGCCAUGGGAUUUAAAGAUAUUCGAACCAUCCUGAAGAAGGUGCUCAUUGACCAGCUGGUGGCAUCCCCUAUCCUGGGCGUGUGGUACUUCCUGGGGAUGGGCUGCUUAGAGGGCCAGAGCCUCAACACAAGUUGCCAGGAGCUGCAGGACAAGUUCUGGGAGCUCUACAAGGCUGAUUGGUGUGUAUGGCCAGCAGCUCAGCUGGUGAACUUCCUUUAUGUGCCUACCCGUUACCGAGUGAUGUAUGUAAACAGCAUGACGUUGGGCUGGGAUACCUACCUCUCCUACCUAAAGCACCGGGACCGCUUCCCUGGCUGUAUGGGCCUCGCCUCUCGCACUGACUAA
Trichosurus vulpecula (common brushtail) is the source of this 615-nucleotide messenger RNA. Its product is annotated as mpv17-like protein 2. The transcript has a single exon. Gene Ontology annotation, cellular component: membrane; cytoplasm. Gene Ontology annotation, biological process: mitochondrial ribosome assembly. The annotation marks the transcript as partial. The record is from RefSeq and is a predicted model, not a curated record. Lineage: Eukaryota; Metazoa; Chordata; Mammalia; Diprotodontia; Phalangeridae.